AUAGAAAGUACUUCUUCCCAGGUCAUAGUUCCAAUCCAGCUCAUGCCUAGCCCCCGAGCCCUGGUCAAACAAAUCUGAGUAUUACCUACCAACCUUGGGUCUUCGUCUCCUCUUCUCUGCCAUCCCUUCCCUUUUUUUUUCAACUGUUUUUUUUUCUACUUCCUCAACACCAACGCCUCAUUUCUAGGCUCAUCAUUAUUGUCCCAUAACAUCAACCAUCAUCUAUCUAGUUAUUAUAGGCUAGACGACGACCAAUAACACGAUUGCGCGUCUAACGCUCUCGAUCUGCCAACUUCGAUCCUCGCGUUCCUUCACACACGACUAUGCCCACUGUCGUCUGACGAGACCUUGCCAAGUCUCGUCUCGUCCUGCUCGCGUCGCAAUUGGGUUAUUGUGGAAGGGUGUUACCUCGUCGUGCCAAGUUGUAUGAAAGCUGGAGAAACCUAGCUUGCUUAAAAUAUCGAAACUAUCUGUGAACUUUACUAUCCCAUUCCCUACUUUUUUUUUUACCGUUGCUUGGAAAUUCGCGAUAUCGCGAGAUCGCAGCCUCGUCUAAUUUUAAUUUUUAUCAUACCCCCGAGGUAGCCCGUCCGCGCAACGACACCGCGUCCGACAAUGUCUAUGUAUCCGCAUCGCGGCUUGCCGCAGAACGCGGCGCGUUUGAACGAGCUCCUCGACCAGAUCCGCACCGAGUUUGAUAACCAAGUUCGGGUUAACGAGGGCUAUGAACAACAAAUCCAACAGCAAUUACAAGAUGCCCAACUCAUUCGCGAGAAGGUUUAUCAACUGGAGCAGCAACAUAUUGCCAUCAAGGCGAAGUAUGAAGAGGAAGUGGUUUUACUUCGCCGUCAGCUCGAAGCCGCGCGAGGAGGUGCCCCUCAACCUACUAUACCUGGACCGCCUCAGCACGGCGGCCCAUCUGCAGGUCCUCCCCCUCCUUCAAUCGGUAUGGGCAACAAUCUCUUUAGUGGAAUCAUGACUGGUCAAGGAGGCCAAGGCGGUGGCCUACCACCCCAGCCUAACCCUCAAGAUCAAGCCCCUCCUGGACCCCAGCACCAAAUGCCACAGCCACCUCCGGGUUUACAAGGUCCGCCUCCGCCUCCACCCCCGCCAGCGGCUCAGCCACCCUUUCAGCAGCCUUACCAAGGCCCGGCUCCCAACGGCUUCCCCGGACAGCCUCCUCAGAGCACUGCUUCACCCGGGCCGGGCAAGCGCGGUAUCGGCAGACCCCCCGCUGGGGGCCCUGCCACUCCUCAAAUCAACACCCAGAUGCCAUACGCCGGCCCCGGAGCGUCGCCCCAGGUAGCAAACCAUCCGACUCCGGAUCAUAGGGCUCUGCCACCUCACCCUGGCCCCAUGGUCAACAACGCUCUUGGUGACUUGGAUGUCGAACGUCUCCCGGCCCACGUCAAGAAAACCCGAGAUGAUUGGUUUGUGAUUUUCAAUCAACACGUUCCGCGCAUGCUCGACGUUGAUCUUGUCCACACCUUGAAUCACGAGAGUGUUGUAUGCUGUGUAAGGUUUAGCCACGACGGCAAGUAUGUCGCUACUGGAUGUAACAGGUCCGCCCAGAUUUACGACGUAGCCACCGGGGAGAAAGUGUGCGUCCUCCAGGACGAGACCGCAGACAUUAGCGGAGAUCUAUAUAUCCGAAGUGUAUGUUUCAGCCCUGACGGCAAGUAUCUUGCUACUGGUGCUGAGGACAAGCUCAUUCGUGUUUGGGAUAUUGCUGCUCGCACAAUUCGUAAUACUUUUGCCGGUCACGAGCAAGAUAUCUAUUCGUUGGAUUUCGCUCGAGACGGUCGAACUAUUGCUUCCGGUAGCGGUGACAGAACCGUCCGCCUUUGGGAUAUCGAACAAGGCACGAAUAUGCUUACCCUUUCUAUUGAAGAUGGUGUCACGACUGUCGCUAUAUCCCCCGAUACAAAGUAUGUUGCUGCGGGUUCACUUGAUAAGAGUGUUCGCGUUUGGGACAUUCAUCAAGGAUACCUCCUGGAACGACUUGAAGGUCCAGAAGGUCACAAGGAUAGCGUAUACUCCGUGGCAUUUUCUCCUAAUGGCAAGGACCUAGUCAGUGGAAGUCUGGAUAAAACCAUCAAGAUGUGGGAAUUGUCGACCCCUAGAGGCGGCGUACAGAACCCAGGGCCUAAAGGUGGCCGAUGCGUUAAGACUUUUGAGGGACAUAGAGAUUUCGUACUUAGCGUGGCACUCACACCCGAUGCCAACUGGGUCAUGUCUGGAUCCAAGGAUCGAGGCGUACAGUUCUGGGACCCUCGAACUGGGUUUACUCAACUUAUGCUCCAAGGCCACAAGAACUCAGUCAUCUCCGUGGCCCCUAGCCCUACAGGCGGCUAUUUUGCAACCGGUUCUGGCGACAUGAGAGCGCGUAUCUGGUCCUAUCGCUCGAUAUCUUAGAGCCCAUCUAGCAGCAGAAUAGCAGCAGUACAAUCGAAAGAACCGGGAUUCUACGAAAGAAUUCAACAGUAUUAUCACGUUCUGGAAAGAACACGUAGAUGGGUAUUGACAGGCGACCUGUGGGGUUGAGGAAAUAAGAUUACAUAUUAGGUAGUUACUGCAAAAGAGGCUUAGGAAGAGAGAGAAGCUUUGCUUCGCCAGACCUAACGUUGAUAGGGUCUUAGGAUCUUGAAGAUCUUUUUUAUUUUUGCCAAAGCGAAAGCUGCACACUUCCCUAGACGACGUGCGAAGGUGUGGAUAACAAUU
Messenger RNA from Daldinia caldariorum, 2721 nucleotides. Its product is annotated as WD40-repeat-containing domain protein. The record is from RefSeq and is a predicted model, not a curated record. Gene Ontology annotation, molecular function: protein binding. Bases 616 to 2415 code for a protein of 599 amino acids. The transcript has 5 exons. Lineage: Eukaryota; Fungi; Ascomycota; Sordariomycetes; Xylariales; Hypoxylaceae.